Penicillium waksmanii is the source of this 279-nucleotide messenger RNA. RefSeq lists its product as uncharacterized. The transcript has a single exon. The coding region runs from base 1 to 279 and encodes 92 amino acids. The record is from RefSeq and is a predicted model, not a curated record. Lineage: Eukaryota; Fungi; Ascomycota; Eurotiomycetes; Eurotiales; Aspergillaceae.
AUGUUAGUAUUAACAACCUCUUUGGAUAUUCAUAAACCUUACCUUGGUGUCACAAGCAGCCGGGUCGCAAAUUACCCCACCUCCACCCCCUCCACCCCCAACCCCAACCCCAAUGUCUCCAAUGUCACCACCCCCAGUGUCAAUGUCAAUCCCACCACCAUCCCCAUUGCCAAUAUUAUUACCCCCGUGGGAAAUGCCUCCACCUCUAGGUCCACCCCACUUUUCCCGGGCAUCUUCUCCGGAGAGCGCAGUGACAACAGCACAGCACGAAAGGGUUAG